Messenger RNA from Onychomys torridus (southern grasshopper mouse), 2158 nucleotides. RefSeq names its product forkhead box Q1 (gene Foxq1). Gene Ontology annotation, biological process: anatomical structure morphogenesis; regulation of transcription by RNA polymerase II; cell differentiation. The record is from RefSeq and is a predicted model, not a curated record. Gene Ontology annotation, molecular function: DNA-binding transcription factor activity, RNA polymerase II-specific; RNA polymerase II cis-regulatory region sequence-specific DNA binding. Lineage: Eukaryota; Metazoa; Chordata; Mammalia; Rodentia; Cricetidae.
GCCUCGGUGGCCGCGCCGCCGCGUGGCCUCGGCCUGCUGAGCGCCGUGGGGGGAGCCGCGGCCACCUUGUUCCCCCACCCCCAGGCCGUGGGCGCCCAGGCAGGCCCCGCCCCCGCGGAGCCGCCGCAGGGUUAUAUUGGGCCGGGCCGAAGGUGGAAGCGAGAUUCUGCUGCGGCCGGCCAGCGCGGACAUGCUGCCCGGGAGGCCGGCGAUGGCAAGGCGGCUGCGGGCGCGGCGGCCACGAAGAUCGAGUUCCAUGGGCUCUCGAGGCUAAAGACGUCUUGUCCUCAAGAGUAGCGGGUACGCCAUCGAACGUCAGCUCGGUGCCUCGAGGACGCCCUGCCUGAGACCUGGGCGUCCAACGAAGGACUACUUCUGGACGCCUGGACGGAUAGCAGAUGCGCCGGCUCCUUCCUCCCUGAACGAAAUCCUGAGGUUGCUCUGGCACCCGCUUUCAUUGUGCUUAAAGUCUCCAAACCUCGGAGUAAGGACAGCACCGCACCAACUUCUCCUCCCCUCAAUUCACCCAACACUCAUAAUCCCUCCAAAAAAAACUUUGCAGCGGAAGAGGACCUUUCUACGGAAAAGCGCCUCUCUCAGAAAGAGGCAGGAGCGGUCCCUCCCGGGAGACGCCCGCCUUCUGUGCGCGGGAUCACCACCCCGCGCGCCACUCGCUUCCUACGACCUCGCAGGAAAAGGGUACAGCGCCGGUCGGGGAGCACCAGCGCCGGCAUGAAAUUGGAGGUGUUCGCCCCACGCGCUGCCCACCGGGACAAGAUGGGCAGUGACCUGGAGGGGACCGGCAGCAGCGACGCGCCAUCUCCGCUGUCUGCCGCUGGCGACGACUCCUUAGGCUCUGACGGGGACUGCGCAGCCAACAGUCCAGCGGCGGGCGGCGGCGCCGGCGAUCUGGAGGGCAGUGGCGGCGAGAGGAGCUCGGGUGGCGAGCCCAGCUCCCAGGACGGUUCCGAGGCGGCCGAUGGCAGUGCGCAGACCUCUGCGGCAGGGCAGUGCGCGGGCAGCGUGGGCAGCGGCGAGGGCGCGCGCAGCAAGCCGUACACGCGGCGACCCAAGCCCCCGUACUCCUACAUCGCGCUCAUCGCCAUGGCCAUCCGCGACUCCGCGGGCGGACGGCUGACGUUGGCCGAGAUCAACGAGUACCUCAUGGGCAAGUUCCCCUUUUUCCGCGGCAGCUACACCGGCUGGCGCAACUCGGUGCGCCACAACCUCUCUCUCAACGACUGCUUCGUCAAGGUGCUGCGCGACCCCUCGCGGCCCUGGGGCAAGGACAACUACUGGAUGCUCAACCCCAACAGCGAAUACACCUUCGCCGACGGGGUCUUCCGCCGCCGCCGCAAGCGCCUCAGCCACCGGACGACAGUCCCUGGGUCGGGGCUGCGGCCCGAGGAAGCUCCACCCGGAUCCGAGGGGACCCCGCAGCCCGCGCCUGCCGCCCGGUCCUCCCCGAUCGCGCGCUCGCCUGCUCGCCAGGAGGAGCGCUCCAGCCCCGCGAGCAAGUUCUCCAGCUCCUUCGCCAUCGACAGCAUCCUCAGCAAGCCUUUCCGCAGCCGCCGCGACGGCGGCGACACGGCUCUGGGGGUGCAGCUGCCCUGGGGCGCCGCUCCCUGCCCGCCGCUGCGUGCCUACCCGACGCUCCUUCCCCAGGCGCCCGGGGGCUCCCUGCUGCCACUCUGUGCAUACGGCGCGGGCGAGCCCACGCAGCUGGCGUCCCGCCGAGCCGAGGUGCAGCCCUCAGCGCCCCUGCUGCUGGCGCCCCUGUCCGCGGCGGCCGCAGCUAAGCCAUUCCGAGGUCCCGACGCCAGCGGCGCAGCGCACCUGUACUGCCCCCUACGGCUGCCCGCGGCCCUGCAGCCGGCUUCGGCCUGCGGUCCCGGCCUGCACCUGUCCUACCCCGUGGAGACGCUGCUAGCUUGAAGCGAGCUCUGAGCUCUGUAGAGGGCCUGGGGUGGGGUUGGGGACUCCAUUAGUUGAGGUUGGAAUGCAGGCUCCCGGUCUGAGCACCUUCCACUUUCCAGAGGAAUAGAGAUUUUUUUUUUUUUAAUCUCCUUCAGACGUGCCUUAAAGUUAAGCAUUUUGACCCAAGUGUUUUAACUUAGUCCAGAAUAGUUUCCUUUGUCUUUUGUAACUUAAAGGAGAG